AUAGCUCUUAUUUUAUCUACCAGCUGUAAAUCAGUGCUGUGCUGCACACAUACAGGUCUGACACUGAAGAUGGACGAGGCUUUGUUAACGUUCCACAACCAGCUGACACAAUCACUGGAGGUUUUCUACACAUCGGAUUACUGCUACAAGUGUGUGGAACAGCAUCUGGUCAGUGUGAAAGCCAACAACCACAACGCAACUGUGGUCAUAUCCACUAAAUUUACACUGACUCUGCGCGUGGACUCAGAAAUGGGGAAUGUAAGCCUCUGCAGGUGGAGUCAGGCGUACGGUGAAAGUGGACACUACUCUGUUUGGAUCUGGAUGUUGGAGGCCCACUGCAGUCACACUGUGGACAAACAUCCAAACAAUGCACACCUGCCUAUUCUGGUUGCCUCUCUGGUCCUCACUGUAAUUGCUCUGUUAUCUGGUGUGACACCCUAUAUUUACAGGUGGCGUUGUACAUCAAAAUGUAUUAAUGCUGUUUGCUGCCAAGACUCAAAGUACUCUGUGGAUAAUGAUGAAGUCCAUUGCGAUGAUGCUGAGGGUGACAACGCCAAACCUAAGCCAACACGUCUGCGCUCACUGGACAGUUUUCGAGGAUUUGCCUUGACCGUGAUGGUGUUUGUGAACUACGAUGGAGGAGGAUACUGGUUCCUUCAACAUGCACCAUGGAAUGGUCUAACUGUGGCAGAUUUGGUGAUGCCGUGGUUUGUGUUCAUCAUCGGAUCGUCAGUCGUGUUAGCCUUCAGAUCCAUGCAGAGGCGAGGAGUCAGCUGUGUGCAGAUGCUCCGUAAAAUUACGUGGAGAACAGUUGUUCUCCUGAUGCUCGGCUUCUGCUUCAUCAACUACUCUCCGAGAGAUGGACCACUGUCCUGGUCCUGGCUGAGGAUUCCCGGAGUGCUGCAGCGUCUGGGCUUCACUUACUUUGUUCUGUCUCUGCUGCAGACUUUCUGGGGCCAGAAAGAAAUUCCAGUGAGAGUGAAUCACUGGUGGAACCCCAUCCAGGAUGUGAUUGUUUAUUGGCCUCAGUGGCUGGUUGUCCUCCUGCUGGAGAUGUUGUGGUUGUGCAUCACCUUCCUCAUGCCCAUACCCAAUUGCCCCACGGGUUAUUUGGGAGCUGGCGGCAUUGGCGAUGAUGGUCUUUACCCAAACUGCACUGGAGGUGCAGCAGGAUACAUUGAUAGAUGGAUGUUUGGUGAUAACAUGUACAGAUAUCCUACAUGCAAAGAGAUGUAUCACACCACGCAGCCCUUUGACCCAGAGGGGGUUCUGGGUACAAUCAACUCCAUUGUCAUGGGAUUUAUGGGCAUGCAAGCAGGCAAAAUUAUCAUCUGCUACAAGGGGAUGAACAGUCACAUCAUGUGUCGAUUCCUCACAUGGGCUGUUAUUCUGGGAGUCUCUGCAGCCAUCCCUUCUAAGUGCACGCGAGACGAAGGAUUUAUACCUGUCAAUAAGAACCUGUGGUCCCUGUCCUACGUGAUGUCUAUGGGCUGCUUUUCAUUCAUGCUGUUAGGAAUCAUGUACUUUGUCAUCGAUAUCAAGAGGUGGUGGGGAGGGCAGCCAUUCACAUACCCAGGGAUGAACUCCAUCCUGGUGUAUGUUGGCCACUCUCUCCUGGGAUUCUACUUCCCGUUCAGCUGGGAGAUGCGCUUCCAGGAGAGUCACUGGGAGUGGCUCUUCCAAAGCCUGUGGGGAACAGCAUUGUGGGUGCUCAUCGCCUAUCUGCUCUACAGAAAGAAGUUCUUCCUGAAAAUAUAAAGCAUCACCUGCUCCUUCUCA
Thalassophryne amazonica is the source of this 1779-nucleotide messenger RNA. RefSeq lists its product as uncharacterized. The transcript has 18 exons. Lineage: Eukaryota; Metazoa; Chordata; Actinopteri; Batrachoidiformes; Batrachoididae. Bases 70 to 1758 code for a protein of 562 amino acids. The record is from RefSeq and is a predicted model, not a curated record.